Messenger RNA from Sorex fumeus (smoky shrew), 3258 nucleotides. RefSeq names its product tetratricopeptide repeat domain 34 (gene TTC34). The record is from RefSeq and is a predicted model, not a curated record. The transcript is spliced from 8 exons. NCBI's taxonomy places the organism in Eukaryota, Metazoa, Chordata, Mammalia, Eulipotyphla, Soricidae. Gene Ontology annotation, molecular function: protein binding.
AUGCUGGCUCAGGAGCUGGCGGCUAGCCUGUGCCAGGAGGGGGGCCAGCACCUGGCCCAUGGCGAACCCGCGCUGGCCGCGGCCUUCCUCCUGGCUGCCUUCAGCUGCCACGCACCAACGGCCGUGCACCACGUCCAGGCCCUGCCCGAGGGCCUGGGGGCGCCCGUGCUGGCGGCACUGGAGGCCUGGUGCCGCGGCGAGAGCCCCAUCCCAGCCGUCCACUGGGACGGGAUGGCCGUGGUAUCGCUGACGGGCGCCCAGGCCUCGGCCUUCCUGGCCACCCUGUGCCCGGAGCACCCGGCGGCUGCCCUGCACGGCCUGGCUGGGCUGCUGGCACACGGGCGCCCCCUGGAGGCUGAGGCGCGCUGCAGCGCCCUGCUGGCCACCGGCUCCCCGCUGGGCCUGGAGCUGCGACUGACCCGCGCCCUCGCCCGCAUCCUGGCCGGGGCCCCGUACGCCACAGGCCUGGCUGACUACCUGCAGGCAUUCGCCAUCAGCGCCGACCGCACCGUGGCCUUCGUCCUCGCCCACCAGCAGCCGCACCUGCCUCUGCUGCUCGGGGCCCUCCGGGACCACGUCCUGGGACGCCCGGAGGCCGGGGACAGUGCAGAUGGCCAGGGGCUGCUGGCUGCCCUGGACUCCACAGGCAGCUGGAGCAACACACUGGACCCUGAAGCGCUGCUCCGAGACGGCAGGUUUGAGGCCUGCAGGGCAGCGUGUGACCGCCUCCUGGAGUCCCAGCCAACAGACAGCAGACCCCAAGGCGAGCGUCUGGCCGCGCUGCUGGUGACCCGCGCGGCUGCGGCCUUCUCCCUAGACGCCGGCGCGCAGGACGCGCUCGGAGACCUGCACGCGGCCUUCGGCGAGAGCCGGGCGGGCGCGCGUCGGCAGCUGGAUGCGCUGUUCGCCGAGGACGCCCAGGAGCGCCUGCGGGCCCGGGCCGAGGAGGCGGCGGCGGCGAGCCUGGCGCGCUUCCUGAAGGCGGUGCGGGCGCGGGCGGAGCUGCGCGGGGAUUCGGGCCGCGAGCUGCUGGCGCCGGCGCUGCGCGCGCUCCGCAUCCUGCUGCGCGUGUCCACGCCCGCCGCGCGCCCGGCGCUGGGCGCCCGCCUGGCCGAGGCGCUGCUGCUGGCGGGGGACGCGGUGGGCGCGCGGGCCUGGUGCGAGCGCCUGCUGCGGCGGCGGCGGCGCGCGGACCCGGCCGGGGAGCGCUCGGCCCUGCUGGCGCUGCGCGGCUUCUGUGCGCUGCACGCCGGGGACGCGCCGCGCGCCCUGGAGGACUUCCAGGAGGUGGUGGCGCGCGGCCCGCCCCACCCCUGCGGCUGCGUGCGCGCGCUGUGCGGCCGCGGGCUGCUGCGCGUGCUGGCGGGCAGCGCCUUCCUGGGCGCGCUGGACUAUGUCACCGCCUGCCGCCUGCGGCGCGAGGAGGCUCUGCUCGUCGCCAAGGCCCUGGUGCCCUGGAACCAGCGCGGGCUGCUGCGGACCGUCCUGCGGGAGGAGGCCCGGACACUGCUGCGGCGGGCGGCGCGCGCGGCCGUGGACGGAGCCGGCCCCGCGGCGCAGGAGGGGUAAAGGCGGCGGCACGCGCCCCUCCCCGGUGGGCCCCCGAGGGCCUGGACAGUGAGGGAACGUGUCCCUUGUGCUGCCGGCAGGGACGCCCAGGGCGUGCUCCAGCUGGCCUCACUGCUGCUGGAGCUGGACACGGAGGACGAGGAGUCGAGGCUGCUGGUGGCCGACGCGCUGUACGGCCUGGGCCGCCUGGAGGACGCCCACAAGGUGCUGCUGCGGGCCCGGUCCAGGCCCCCUGCUGCACCCACACUGGCCCGGCUGGCCCUGCUGCAGCUGCGGAGGGGCUUCUGCUACGACGCCCACCAGCUCGUGAAGAAGCUGGUGCAGUGUGGGGACACGGCCUGCCUCCAGCCCACCCUGAGCAUCUUCUGCCAUGAGGACCGGCAACGGCUAUGGCAUCUCUGCCACACGCGGGCGGUGGCCAUCCUGCGGGCACAGCCGGGCUUGACCGGGGAGCCGACUCACCUCCGGGAGGCCGUUGCCUACCUAUCUCUGGCCAUCUUCGCCGCGGGCACUCAGGCCAGCCAGAGCCUCCUGGCCCGUGCCCGCUGCUACGCGCUCCUGGGCCAGAGGAGGACAGCGCUGCUGGACUUCGACGCGGCACUGCGGGCCGAGCCGCGGGACGUCGCUGCGCUGUGUGGCCGCGGGCUCCUGCACCUGGCACUGGGCCAGCAGCAGGAGGCAGUGGACGAUGUCCUCUGUGCCCUGAAGCUGGACCCGGGGGCUGCAGUGCCUGAGCUGCGCACUCUGAAGCCCGAAGUCCAGGCGCUGCUCACACAGGGCCUCUCCUCCCACUGCCGGGCCCUCCUGGGACGCAUGAGGGACCCGGGCACCACACUCAGCCCCGAUGACGCCCAGGGCCUCCAGGCUGCAGGGGAGGCGCUGAUCAGCCUGGACAGCGGACGGUGCAGUGGGCACAUCCUCCUGGCAGAUGUGCUCACCGCGACAGGCAGCUACGAAGAGGCUGGGGCCCGCCUGCAAGCAGCCCUGCACCCCUGCCCACCCACAGGGGCCGCGCGGGCCCGGCGUGGUCUGCUCCAGCUCAAGAAGGGGGACACGGCGGCCGCCGCACACGACCUGCAGUGCCUGGCAGAGACUGAUGUCAACGACCUGGGCUUCCUGCUGGGGCUCCUGGACGCCCCAGAGAGGCAGAGCCUUGCUCAGGCCGCGGCCCAGGAAGCCGGCAGCCUGCUGCGGUCAGGUCAGCCCGGGCCAGCGCUGGGCUACUGCUCGCUGGCAGUGCUGGCCAGCGUGGACCAGGCCCCGAACCUGCGCCUCCGGGCCGCCUGCCUGGCCGAGCUGCAGGAGUUCGACCGUGCCCUUGGGGACCUGGACCUGGUGCUCCAGGAGGGCCCAGAGACCACCGACUCCUCCACACGGGCUGAAGACUUUUGCUUCCAAGGUCGCCUGCUGCUGGGCCGCGGGGACGAGGUGGGAGCCGCGCGGGCCUUCGCCCAGGGCCUGCAGCUGGCGCCCCUCCAGGCCCAGAAUAGCCUGGGCGAGCGGCCGGGGCGAGCCACUGCAACCCGCCUGCUCUUGGGCUGGGGACAGCAGUGUCUGGAGGAGCAGCGGUUGGCAGAGGCCUGGGUGGCAGCAGAUGCAGGCCUGGCCCUGGACCCCUCUCACAGCAGCCUCCAAGGCCUGAAGGCCAGGCUACGCAGAGGGGCGGCCUCUGGCUGCCGGCUCCACUGA